This is a messenger RNA of Phyllostomus hastatus (greater spear-nosed bat), 2026 nucleotides long. RefSeq names its product ALG8 alpha-1,3-glucosyltransferase (gene ALG8). Lineage: Eukaryota; Metazoa; Chordata; Mammalia; Chiroptera; Phyllostomidae. Gene Ontology annotation, biological process: protein N-linked glycosylation. Gene Ontology annotation, cellular component: endoplasmic reticulum membrane. The record is from RefSeq and is a predicted model, not a curated record. The coding region runs from base 48 to 1628 and encodes 526 amino acids. Gene Ontology annotation, molecular function: dolichyl pyrophosphate Glc1Man9GlcNAc2 alpha-1,3-glucosyltransferase activity. The transcript has 13 exons.
AGCCCGGAUGCGGACCAAGUUGGUAGAAGGCGAGGGUCUGGACAGUAAUGGCGGCGCUCGGCUUUGCAGCGAGUGGUGGCAACUGGUUUUCGGCAUUGGUACUCGGGGUGACUCUUCUCAAAUGCCUUCUCAUCCCCACCUACCAUUCCACAGAUUUUGAAGUACACCGAAACUGGCUUGCUAUCACUCACAGUUUGCCAAUAUCACAGUGGUAUUAUGAAGCAACUUCAGAGUGGACCUUGGACUACCCCCCUUUUUUUGCAUGGUUUGAGUAUGCCCUGUCACAUGUUGCCAAAUAUUUUGAUGAAGAGAUGCUGAAUGUCCAUAAUCUGAAUUAUAACAGCUCAAAGACCAUUCUUUUCCAGAGAUUUUCCGUCAUCUUCACAGAUGCACUCUUUGUGUAUGCUGUGCAUGAGUGCUGUAAGUGCAUUGAUGGGAAAAAAGCAGGUAAAGAACUUACAGAGAAGCCAAAGUUUAUUCUGUCAGUAUUACUGCUGUGGAACUUUGGGUUGUUAAUUGUGGACCAUAUUCAUUUCCAGUACAACGGCUUUUUGUUCGGAUUAAUGCUGCUCUCCAUUGCACGAUUAUUUCAGAAAAGGCACGUAGAAGGAGCAUUUCUCUUUGCUAUUCUCCUACAUCUCAAGCACAUCUACCUCUACGUAGCCCCUGCCUACGGUGUAUAUCUGCUGCGAUCUUACUGCUUCACUGCCAACAAACCAGAUGGGUCCGUUCGAUGGAACAGUUUCAGUUAUGCCCGAUUUAUUUCCCUGGGACUGAUUGUUUUUCUAGUUUCUGCUCUUUCGUUGGGUCCUUUCCUAGCCUUGAACCAACUGCCUCAAGUCUUCUCCCGGCUCUUCCCGUUCAAGCGGGGCCUCUGCCAUGCGUACUGGGCUCCAAACUUCUGGGCUUUGUACAGUGCUUUGGAUAAAGUGCUGUCUGUCAUCGGUUUAAAAUUGAAACUUCUUGAUCCCAACAAGAUCCCUAAGGCCUCGAUGACAAGUGGUUUGGUUCAGCAGUUCCAACACACAGUCCUGCCCUCAGUGACGCCCUUGGCCACCCUCCUCUGCACUCUGAUCGCCAUAGCGCCCUCUAUUUUCUGUCUUUGGUUUAAACCCCAAGGGCCCAGAGGCUUUCUCCGAUGUCUCAUCCUUUGUGCCUUGAGCUCUUUCAUGUUUGGGUGGCACGUCCAUGAGAAAGCCAUCCUCCUAGCGGUUCUCCCAAUGAGCCUUCUGUCUGUGGGAAAAGCAAGAGAUGCUUCAAUUUUUCUGAUUUUGACCACAGCAGGACACUAUUCCCUCUUCCCUCUGCUCUUCACUGCACCAGAACUUCCCAUUAAAAUCUUACUCAUGUUACUAUUUACCAUCUACAGUAUUUCCUCACUGAAGACUCUAUUCAGGAAAGAAAAACCUCUUUUUAAUUGGAUGGAAACUUUCUACCUCCUUGGCCUGGGGCCUCUGGAAGUCUUCUGUGAAUUUGUAUUCCCUUUCACCUCCUGGAAGCUGAAGUACUCCUUUCUCCCUUUGCUACUGACCUCAGCGUAUUGUGCAGUGGGCAUCGCAUACGCUUGGUUCAAACUGUAUCUUUCAGCAUUGACUGACCCUCCUGCCAGCAAGACAAGGAAGCAAUGAAUAAAGGAACUGCUUGGGUAAAUUCCAAGCAAUUAUUUCAUGGGAUGUUAAUCAGAACUUAAAGAAAGUGCUGGUGGCAUGAACCAUUCAGUAGAGCUGUUUGAGGACCAUUCUUCCAGGCUUGGCCUCUCCCAGCCUAGCAACCUGAUGGUCACCAUGGUGAGAAGCCAGGCUCCUCCAAAAGCAGCAAAACACAUCUGAAAAAAAUCUCACCCUGCCCCAUCAGCAUUGCCAAGCCUUUUCAGGCUGCUGCGUGUGCGCCAGGCAAGCAGGGAAAUCUGGUCGACAGCAGGAUUAUUUGUAGCCUGUGAUCACUGCUGUUAGGCUAUAAAGUGCAAUUAGAAUCAUGUGCUAAGGGAGAUAUAAAUAAAAUACCACUUUUUAUUUCUGCAUAAAAA